AUGGAGCUGUGGAGGGUGGAGCUGUGGAGGAUGGAGCUGUGGAGGGUGGAGCUGUGGAGGGUGGUGCUGCUGGUCUGGCUGUGGACCUCUGCAGGAGGACAGGAGCCAGAGACAGUGUCCUGUGUCGUCAUGGAGACCUGUGUCCUGCCCUGCAGCUCUGAUGGGGGUGAGGUCAUACUGAUCCAGUGGGUCAAAACUGAAGAGAACCUCCUGGUUCAUGCUUUCCAGUACGGCACAGAUCAUCUGAAGAAGCAGGCUGAGACCUUUAGGGGGCGCACUUCCCUGUUUCCUGAGCAGAUCUCCAGAGGAAACGCCUCUCUGCAGCUGUCCCACGUGAAGGUGUCCGACCAGGGAUCAUACCUCUGUCAGACCUUCACCAGCAACUCUGGAGCAAAGACCUGGGUCCACCUGAGAGUGAAAGGUCCGGUGGUGUCCCUGCAGUUGGAGCUUAAAGGAGACGUCCUGGUCUGCAGCUCUGAGGGCAUCUACCCUGAGCCCAGUGUGACCUGGGCCCCUGACUCCGCCCACCAAACCCAGGUGCAGCCAAUGGAUGAGCAGCUCUACUCCGUGAGGAGCUCGCUCGCCCUGGAGCCCCGCCCCCCUCAGCGGUUCACCUGUAACAUCAGCACCUCCCACAGCUGGAGGAGCGCCACCUACAGCCUGCACCCUCCAGUGGACAUGUCCUCAGAGGUGACCCUGCCCUGCACCUCCUCGUCUGCUCCUCCUGCUCCAGUGGAGAGCCUGAGGUGGACCUUCAACCGGGUCCAGACCGUCCUGAGCCGGAGCGGAGCGGACGUGUCCUACGGCGCCUCCUGGAGGACGUUUGUGGAGGACGUGUCAGAGACGGGUGAUCUGAGUCUGAAGAACCUGAGUCCAGAGCAAGAAGGAGUUUAUCUGUGUGAAGUCCACACACAGCAGCACAAGGACAUGUCCACAACACGGGUCCAACGCACAGCAGAGGGCCCUGUGGGCCCUGGGGGCCCUGGGGGCCCUGGGGGCCCUGGGGCCCCUGUGAUCGGAGGCUCAGUGUGUGGGGCCCUCGUCCUUCUCCUCGUCGUCUUCUUCUUCUUCUUCUUCCUGUGGAAACGUCAAAAGGACAAAGAGCCCCAAAAUCGAGAUGCAGAAGAACAAGACACUUUACUGGAGGACAGAGGAGGUCCUGCUGCUCUGGAGCUCCUGCUGCAGGAGACUUUUGGAGCUCUGUCUGAGGAAGAAUCUCUAAAGUUGAUGAGUUUCCUGGAGGACCAGAGUUUGAUGGGAGAGUUCUCCAUCCUUCACAGAAAUGAUGUGGAGAAAGACGACCUCGUGAAGAGCAUGGUUCAUGUUUACGGCGUCCACAGCAUCACUGUGACCCACAGGCUCCUGCAGAAGCUCCAGAGGAAAGAUCUACUGAAGAAACUGUCCCAACGGAAGUGUGAUCCUGAAGAGAUCAUCAGGAGGAGCUCAGAGGACAUGAAGUCCAGACUGAGACAGAGGUUUAAGUUCCUCACAGAGGACCUCAGAGGAACCACAGAGGAGAUGGAGUUUGAUGAAGGCUUCACAGAGCUCCUCAUCACUGUGGGAGACUCUGGACAGAACCACCAGGACCAUGAGGUCAUACAGAUGGAGACACUGUCCAGGAGACCAGCCAAUGAGACUGUCCAGUGUCAGGACAUGUUUAAAGCCCGCCCACAUUCACCAGAGCCAAUCAGAGCGGUGCUGAUGAAGGGUGUGGCCGGUGUGGGGAAAACAGUGCUGACUCAGAAGUUGAGUCUGGACUGGGCUGAAGGCCACGCCCUCCAGGACCUCCAGCUGCUGUUCCCGUUCACUUUCAGAGAGCUCAAUGUGCUCAGAGACACACAGUUCAGCCUGGUGGGACUGCUGCACCACUUCUUCAGUCCAUCCAAAGAUCUGUGCAGCUUCCAACAGCUCCAGGUGCUCUUCAUCUUUGACGGUCUGGACGAGUGCAGACCUCCUCUGGACUUCAGCAGAACCCGAGUCCUGACCGACCCCACAGAGUCCACCUCAGUGCACGUGCUGCUGGUAAACCUCAUCAGGGGGAGUCUGCUUCCCUCCGCUCGCCUCUGGAUAACCACGCGCCCCGCCGCGGCCAAUCAGAUCCCUGCUGAGUGCGUCUCCAUGGUGACAGAGGUCAGAGGGUUCACCGACCUGCAGAAGGAGGAGUACUUCAAGAAGAGGUUCAGAGGACAGGCCACAGCCAUCAUCUCCCACAUCAAGAACAUCCGCAGCCUCCACUUCAUGAGUCACAUCCCGAUCUUCUGCUGGAUCCUCUCCACAGUUCUACAGAAGCUUCUGGAACAAACAGAGGAACCAGAGCUGCCCCGGACUCUCACACAGAUGUACGUCCACUUCCUGGUGGUGCAGGCCAAAGUCCAGAACAUCAAGUAUCACCAGGGAUCAGCGGCUGAUCCACACUGGACUACAGAGACCAAGAAGAUGGUGGAGUCUCUGGGAAAACUGGCCUUUGAGCAGCUGCAGAAAGGAAACCUGAUCUUCUACGAGUGUGACCUGAGGGAGUGUGGGCUGGAUGCUGCAGCGGCCUCAGUGUACUCUGGAGUGUUCACACAGGUCUUUAGAGAGGAACCAGGCCUGUACCAGGACAAGGUCUACUGCUUCAUCCAUCUGAGUGUGCAGGAGUUUCUGGCUGCUCUUCACGUCCAUCAGACCUUCUUCAGCUCUCAAGAGAACCUGCUGAAUCCACCACACUCAUCUAAGGAUCCUUACACCGUGACCUUCUACCGCUCUAAUGUGGACCAGGCCUUACAGAGUCCAAACGGACACCUGGACCUGUUCCUGCGCUUCCUCCUGGGGCUGUCUCUGUCGACCAAUCAGAGGCUGCUGCAGGGUCUGCUGACUCACACAGGAAGUGACCCAACCAAUCAGGAGACAAUAAAGUACAUCUAUAAGAAGCUGAAUGACAAGAAAUUGUCUGCAGAGACAAAACUGAACCUGCUCCAUUGUCUGAAUGAGAUGAACGACCUCAGUCUAGUGAAGGAGAUACAGGAGGACAUGAGAGGAGGACACCUCGCUGGUAAAAUCAUGUCUCCUGCUGAUUGGUUGGCUCUGUCCUUCCUCUUACUGUCCUCAGACUCAGACCUGGAGGAGUUUCACCUGAGGAAAUACCAGGCCUCAGAGAGAGCUCUCCUGGGUCUGCUGCUGGUGGUCAGAGCCUCCACCAAAGUCCUUCUGAUUGGCUGUGGACUGUCCCCUCACAGCUGUGGGCCUCUGGCCUCAGUCCUCAGCUCCUCCAGUCUCACACACCUGGACCUCAGUCAGAACAACCUCGAGGACUCAGGAGUGGAGCUGCUGUGUUCUGGACUGAAGAGCGCCCCCUGCAGACUGGAGAGGCUCAGUCUGUCCCUCUGUGGACUGUCCCCUCACAGCUGUGGGCCUCUGGCCUCAGUCCUCAGCUCCUCCAGUCUCACACACCUGGACCUCAGUCACAACGACCUCCAGGACUCAGGAGUGGAGCUGCUGUGUUCUGGACUGAAGAGCGCCCCCUGCAGACUGGAGACGCUCAGGCUGUCUGGAUGUCUGGUCUCACAGAGGGGCGGGGCUGCUCUGGCCUCAGCUCUGAGCUCCGCCCCCUCCCACCUGAGAGAGUUAGACCUGAGCUACAACCAUCCAGGACCCUCAGCCGAGCUCCUGACCGCUCUACAGGACCAGCGCCCCCUGCUGUGUGUCAGGUUGGAUCCUGCUGGAGAGCGCUGGAUGGUCCCAGGUCUGAGGAAGUACUCCUGUGAGUUCUCUCUGGACCCAAACUCAGCUCACAGACGUCUCCUUCUGUCUGAGGACAAUCGGACUGUGACACGUGUGAAGGAGGAUCAGAAGUAUCCACAUCAUCAGGACAGAUUCACUGACAAUCCUCAGGUCCUGAGCUCCACUGGCCUGAGGGGGCGCUGUUACUGGGAGAUGAAGUGGAGAGGGGAGUGGGUUUGUGUAGCAGUGAGUUACAGAGGGAUCAGACGGACAGAAGAGGAGUGUCUGUUUGGACACAACGAUCUGUCCUGGAGUCUGGAGAUCGACAGAGGAGUGUGUUUUACCCGUCACAACAAAGAGAAAAGAAGAGCCUGUGAUUGUCUCACCUCCUCAGGGGGCGUAAUCUCAGGCAAAGCGGGCGUGUCAUUGGGCAGAGUGGGCGUGUUCCUGGACUCUGAGGCUGGAGCUCUGUCCUUCUAUCAGGUCUUCUCUGAUGGACGACUGUCCCACAUCUGGACCUUCUCCUCGUCCUUCUCUGAGCCUCUGUUUCCAGGGUUUGGUCUGUUCACUGAAGGUUCCUCUGUGUCUGUGGUGAACCUGAGCAGGACCUGA
This is a messenger RNA of Periophthalmus magnuspinnatus, 4311 nucleotides long. RefSeq names its product NACHT, LRR and PYD domains-containing protein 1a allele 5-like. The transcript has 14 exons. The record is from RefSeq and is a predicted model, not a curated record. NCBI's taxonomy places the organism in Eukaryota, Metazoa, Chordata, Actinopteri, Gobiiformes, Gobiidae. Gene Ontology annotation, molecular function: protein binding. The coding region runs from base 1 to 4311 and encodes 1436 amino acids.